AUGACGAGGGGAACUCGCACUGUGGAGACAGUGGCUAUUGUGUUGCAGUUUCUGCAACAUCAGAGCGGGUGUUUCUCUCACUCUAGGUGGAAGACACCUCGGAAAGAAGUGAAGGGCAUUGUGGACCCCUCCUUACUGCCGCCACGGCUGCAGCUGCAGCCAGUCAGCGUAUGUUUGUAUAUUGGCAAGAAAGAGCUCAAGGAUUCUCCUUUGUCCAGUAAAGAACACAAACCUAUUGGUCUAGACAUGGAGUAUAACUUGAUUGGCACGGAUUUUGUGAAGCCGACACCUCGCUCAUUGAGCAGUGACCCGAAGGGGCACGCCGUCCUGUCAAAAGCUUUGAGAACAGAAAGCGAAUAG
Molecule: messenger RNA, 360 nt
Organism: Aspergillus fumigatus Af293
Lineage: Eukaryota; Fungi; Ascomycota; Eurotiomycetes; Eurotiales; Aspergillaceae
Source: RefSeq, a predicted model, not a curated record